Messenger RNA from Botrytis cinerea B05.10, 1137 nucleotides. RefSeq lists its product as hypothetical. Lineage: Eukaryota; Fungi; Ascomycota; Leotiomycetes; Helotiales; Sclerotiniaceae. The record is from RefSeq and is a predicted model, not a curated record. Bases 121 to 687 code for a protein of 188 amino acids. The transcript has a single exon.
GUAUACACUUCACGGCAUCAAAUACGUUUUUGGAUCCCCAUCAUUCAGUAGCUUGGAUUGACUUGACGCAACGGAAUCAAGAAACCAUCAAUUCUACCUCAGCAGCAGCAGGAAUAGAACAUGUCCAGCGUUCAUAUGAAUGGGACAGCUCCUGUCAGCCGUCGAGAAAAGCUCUACCAAGAGCUCAUCCACCGGAAAGCAGUUCUAACCGACUUUCAACACUUACCAACGGUCAUUUAUGACUGGCAAACCGCCGAAGGACCUUACCUUCCAACCAUUUGCCAUAGAUUUGGCUACCACGAUGAAAGAGCUAACGGCGUUCCAAAUACCUUAAUGGAAAUGAAGAUUGCACGACAGAAACAUUUGAUGGCAUCGAAUUCCGUAAUGCCAUUAAUAGCGCCAUACGAGAUACUUCACCCGGGUGAUCUGGUACACAAUGUUCGGUACACCAUAUCCGCAGCUCUUGAAUACUUGAAUCUGGACGGAUCGCAGAUUGAACCCCGAGUUUCUCAUGGACCCGAUGCACAUGAUAUCAUCAUUAGAACCACUUAUUUCGACUCCUCCACGCACCGCCAUACACGAUAUCCCUCAUACAGAACCGGGAGGUCUGUACUCAUGGGACAAUAUCAGUACCAAAGCUAUCCAAGCCAUGCUGUAUGCGCAUGGGAUGAUAUUGUUUGGAGCUAAUGGCAAGAGGAGGGAGGUUCCGCUGGAUGAUGCAGUCGUGCGAGAAUUGAUGGAUGAAAUUGAGUUGUGUGUGAGGGCGGAUAUCGGAGAUACAUGGCAUCUUGGAGUAAAUACUAUCGGGCACGCAUCUGAGGAAGAUAAACUUGAUACCGAGAGGGCUUUUCACUCAAGAUAAUGAAGAGUAAAUACUGUUGGCGUGGAAGUGAUAGAUAUAGUUAUGCGGAUUGGGAGACUACUAGCCGAAUUGUUAAUGUAUUUAUUCCGCUUCGCUAGUAGCCAUGGAGAUGAAGAGGAAGAUGAAGAAUUGUCUGAGACAAGUCUAAUGAUCAAUGGCCCAGGAAGUUAACAGUAUGAAAUCUUUAAUGAUUAUUCAGUUGUAUUAUUUCACUUUUGGGGGGUCUCUGAUAGCCAGAAACAAGUAUACCAUAGAAAUAGAGUUAUUAAUUGGCA